AAGUAAAUGCACCGCACAAAAAACAACAUCACAAGAUUCUGACGACUGAUAUUCUUUUUCUUUCCGCUUUCUAAUAACAAAGUACAUGUAUACAUAAACGAGCUAAGUUUGCACAAACUUGAUUAGCCUGGAGCUGCACCAUUCAACAAGUCAGAUUUCAUUCGUUGGCCUGGGAAGAUGUAAAACGGGGGUACAUCUUGACCUGCUGCAUUCCCGCACCCAAUUAUUGUGAUUGUCUGCCCUUUUCCGGAUGUGACAGAUGAAUGACAGUAAUCAGCACCAGCAACGAUGAAUGGUGGAUAUUCAAACAAGUGAUGUGAAGCACGAAUGAAACUCAAUGAAUGAAAUGGAGUCAUUACGUUUCGAGCCUGCAGACCACAUAGAAGAGGACAUGGGAAGUGCAAAGUUGAACAAUAUCACAGGCCUGGGAGACAACCUUGGCAAUGUGUCCACCACUACUUCUGGGGGCUUUGCCCCUGCUGUGAUCGAGAUUCAGACCUGUCAGUGGAUUUUGUAUCAGGAAAUUCAAAAUUCAAGGGUACGGAUCUGGGAUCUGAUGAUACUGGUACCGAAUGCACUGUUUGUCAUGUUUCUGCUCUGGACAUUGCGCCCAGCCAUUGCUAGACUCCGUCAGACAAGCAGUCCUAUUUUUGCAGCAUUUUACCUGCUGGUGUUGAUGGCAGGCCUGAUAAGCAUUCUGCGCUGUGUGGUUGCUAUGACAGUGAAUGCCACAGUUCUUGCUGGGGAUAUUACAGACAAAGUAAUUUGGCUGGUUCUGCGUUUUUUCCUUCUGGCCACAGAGAUGUCAGUGGUUGUGUUUGGACUCGCCUUCGGACACCUGGAUAGCAAGACCAGUAUUCGUCGAGUGCUGAUGGUGACAUUUUCCUUCGCCUUUGUCUACUCCAGUGUCCAGGGCAUCUUAGAGCUGACCCAUCCGGACCCGAAGUUCCAUAUUCAGGCAAAGAAUUAUGACAUCUUUGCCCAUGGAGGCAUGAUCUUCUGGAUGUCAAGCUCCAUUUUCUUCUGCAUAGUGUAUGGUGUGGUAGUUAUAUUGCCAUUUACAAGACUCAAAGAUCGUCUACAACUUCCAUCCAAAAGGUCGUUUUACAUCUACAUUUUAAUUCUGUGCGUGUUGAACAUGACCCAGGUUGUUGGGAGCACUCUUCUCUACAAAGAUUACUUGAAAGGCUUGUGCAUUGUGGAUGUGACUACCUAUUUAUACUUCGCUUUUUUUGAUCCACUGGUAUACUGCACUUUUCUGCGACAAGCGUUCAGCUCCUCUGGCAACGCCGUUCCUCAGUACAAGUACCAGAUAGAUGAGACCACAGAUGAUGAUGUUGUGUCCCUGCCGCCGUCUGAUGACAAGUACCCCCGAGACAAUCUCAGCGACAGCGGCAGCUUCGACAGCACUCACUUUGAUCGCCACUCUGGGGCAUACAGCGUUAAUGCUGAUGUGUAUACUACAGCUAACUCAUAUCAAAAUGUGUAGUUUAUAUAUUAAUGCCAUCAUUAAUUUUAACUUUUAUGUACUUGAAAACUUUAUGCAUUUUAUUAGCUACACAUAAAUUCUAGUUUUGCUUUGGCAUAUGUGUGUGCUUUGUGGUCAAAGUUUCUAAUAAGUUUUUCCAAAGCAGCUUUUUUGACUGAUGUGAUAAAGUUUUUUGUUCAUUUCCUUUUCAGAAUUGAAUAUUACCCAAAACAAAGAUUAAUUUUGGUGUCACUUAUGUAGAAUACCUACACAGCCAUGUGUCACCUGUUAUGUUUAAACUUGAUCUUUCUGUCCAUUUCCUUUUUUACAACUUUUUAACUGUAAAAUUCUGGAAGCAAGUUGAUUUUAUGGUACCAGAAAUCAUGUUGAUUUAACCCCUUUUUUUAUCCCCCCCACCUUCAUGUUUUCGCGAUGUCAAGAGAAUGCUUUGAAACACCCUAAUGCACAUUGGUAUAAUAUCAUAAUGAUUACUCAGGAUGAAACAAAAGCACUUAAUAAUUUUUUGGUUCAACUGUUAAAGGUCAAGUUCACGGGGAAUUAUGAAAUGAAUGUAGACCUUUUUUUCGCAUUAUGUAUAGAAUGCUUUGACCUAUGAUUAUGAUGGUUACUUGGAAUUCACGGAAAAUCCCAACAGAGCUUGAGGUCAACAGGUCAAAGGUCACAGGGGUUUUCACACUAUAUGGAUAGAUAGACUGAUUAAACGAGGAUCCUACAAAUGAUUAUGCAGCUUAAUCAUUAAGGGAGGAAGAUUCAUCUCGAUUUAAAGAUCAACAGGGCAAAUGUUCAAGGUCACAGAGGCAUGUGGUAUUCAAAUAUCUAUGAAAUUUAAUUAAUAUAACAAUUGCACAUCUUGACAUUUGGCUAUGUGUGUGGCGGGAGGGGGGGGGGGCACACAUGAUUAACAAUCAUGUUUUGUUAUUAUCGUUACUUAUUGUUGUGUUCUCUUUUGUUGUCUUAGUUUGUUUGAAUGAUGCAAUAAAUUGUUAUUCUUUGCUACAAAUUAUAUGCUUACAUAUAUUUGUUAUUAAAAACUUUAAUAUUAA
Messenger RNA from Dreissena polymorpha, 2532 nucleotides. RefSeq names its product transmembrane protein adipocyte-associated 1 homolog. Gene Ontology annotation, biological process: G protein-coupled receptor signaling pathway. Bases 338 to 1489 code for a protein of 383 amino acids. Gene Ontology annotation, molecular function: G protein-coupled receptor activity. Gene Ontology annotation, cellular component: plasma membrane. The transcript is spliced from 12 exons. The record is from RefSeq and is a predicted model, not a curated record. NCBI's taxonomy places the organism in Eukaryota, Metazoa, Mollusca, Bivalvia, Myida, Dreissenidae.